This is a messenger RNA of Galendromus occidentalis (western predatory mite), 1374 nucleotides long. RefSeq names its product segment polarity protein dishevelled homolog DVL-2-like. Gene Ontology annotation, molecular function: frizzled binding. Lineage: Eukaryota; Metazoa; Arthropoda; Arachnida; Mesostigmata; Phytoseiidae. Gene Ontology annotation, cellular component: cytosol. The transcript has 2 exons. The record is from RefSeq and is a predicted model, not a curated record. Gene Ontology annotation, biological process: intracellular signal transduction; canonical Wnt signaling pathway. Bases 1 to 1374 code for a protein of 457 amino acids.
AUGGCGGGAACUAAAAGGCGGAAAGUGGAGACGAAAGUGUGUUUCCACAUCGACGAGGAGGAAACGCCUUAUCUGGUGAAGUUGCCUAUUGCGAUCGGAAAGUUGACGUUGAAGGACUUCAAGCGAAGCUUGCCAAGGACGAAUUUCAAAUUUUUCUUCAAAUCGGUCGAUCCGGAAUUCGGUGUUGUGAAGGAAGAAAUCACCAAUGAUUCUGCGGUACUACCGUCGUUCAAGGGUCGCGUCGUUUCAUGGCUUGUCACGGAAAAGAUCACGGAGACGCUAACGCGCCACGCUCCGCUACGUGAGAGCAAGCAGCUGGGUCAGAAGCAAGCCGCGAAUAACAUUUACGAGAAAAUCCAAACGCGAGAGAGGCUUCGUUCCGUCGGCUCCAGCACGGAUUCGGAAUCGAUCGAGUUGAGGAACAUUCUAGAGCCAUGCAGUCCAGACCUCUCGUCUCGGAUGACCACCCGGAGUUUAGAGACUGUUUACACCCACAGAGCCGGUGAUUAUGAGAACUAUCCCACGCUCGGGCGACACGAGGUGCUCAUGCCCAGCGAGGCUACGAGUACUCUAGGCGCCACCGAGGUGGCCGGAGACGACCAGAAUCUCAUCCUCGUCGAGCUGACUCUGACCGAAUCUACACCCAGCCUCGGUAUCCAUGUUGCGGAUUCACCGGGAGGGGAUCUCUUGAUCGACAGAAUAAUCGAGGGCAGUCUGGUGUGCCUCGAUGGUCGCAUAGGCGUCGGAGAUAAACUUUUGAAGAUAAACGGCACCCCGCUGCAGCAUCUAUCAAGCUCAGAAGCGACUAAUGUGAUGCGAAGCAUCACGAGCACAACUAAAGAGGUGGCGCUCCUGAUAGGCAAACGGAGUCAGAGCCCUUACGGAAAGUUCAUUCGGCCCAUCGACCCGGGCGCUUGGGUCGCUCAUACGGAAGCCGCUCUCCAGGAAGGAACUUGGGAAAACGACUUUGCGCAAAUACCUUUCGCGGCUGCGACAUCCACGAUGGAGCUGACGCCCCCAUCGUCCACCGUGCAUAGCUGGGGACCUGACGGUACGGACGAGAAGUCCGUCGAAGAUGCGCUUUCAGAAAUAGUUAGUGCGAUGGCAAGAGCGAACUCUGGACUCAGAAUAAAGGAUAGGAAAUGGCUUUCAUUUCACUUCAGAAAUGCUGCUGUAGGUACUGAAAUCGUAGACUGGCUCCAGCGAUAUGGAGCGUUUGAGAGGAAGCACGCGAAAUUGCUCGCGGAGAACAUGUUCAAGGGAGGUCUCAUCAGGAAUCCAUUGGUGAAGAAGCGUUUCAAGAAGAAAAGCAUCUACACCUUCUGUGAAGAGAUCGACCAAUUAUAUCAAAAGUCUUUGGACGAGCGGAUCUAG